AUGUUGUUCUUUUGGGCAAAACUGAUAUUUAUUGUUCUUAUUCUUUGUUCAUUUUCAUCGUUAAGCGUACAACAAUAUACGCCUGAUUGGACAUCUCUCGAUGCACGUCCUUUGCCGAGAUGGUAUGACGAAAGCAAAGUGGGUAUUUUCAUUCAUUGGGGACUCUACAGUGUUCCAGCUAUUGCUUCCGAAUGGAUGUGGUGGGAAUGGAAAGGUAAAAAUCCGGACCAAAGCGUUAUCGAUUAUAUGGCAGCAAACUAUCCACCGGAUUGGACGUAUGCAGAUUUUGGUGCACAGUUUCGUGCAGAUCUCUAUAAUCCAAACGAAUGGGCGGAUCUAUUCGCUGCGUCUGGUGCCAAGUAUGUUGUACUUACCAGCAAGCAUCACGAAGGUUAUGCUAUGUGGCCAUCAACAUAUUCAUUCAAUUGGAACUCGAUGCAUGUUGGUUCCAAACGAGAUUUAGUUGGAGAAUUAGCCGCUGCUGUUCGAAACCGAACGAAUCUUGUUUUUGGUUUGUACUAUUCUCUCUUUGAAUGGUUCAAUCCAUUGUAUCUACGUGACAAGUCGAAAAAUUUUACCUCUCAAGAUUAUUCAAAAACAAAAGCCAUACCUGAAUUGAAAGAAAUGAUUGAAACAUACAAGCCUGAAAUCGUCUGGUCUGAUGGUGAAUGGGAACCAUACGCUGCCUAUUGGAAUGCAACACAAGUUUUAGCUUGGCUCUACAAUGAAAGUCCAGUGAAAACUACUGUUGUGACCAACGAUCGAUGGGGUCGUGAAACGUCGUGCAAACAUGGUGGUUUCUACACUUGUUCGGAUCGUUUUAAUCCGGGUCAUUUGAUCGAUCACAAAUGGGAAAAUUGUUUCACAAUUGAUAAACAAUCAUGGGGAUAUCGUCGUACUGCGAACAUUGCCGAUUAUAUGACGAUUGAAGAAGUACUUAGCGAAAUAGUGACAACGGUCAGCACUGGAGGAAAUGCAUUGGUGAACGUAGGUCCUAAUAUGCAUGGAAAAAUUCCGCCAAUAUUUCAAGAACGUCUGCAACAGAUGGGAUCGUGGUUGAAAGUGAAUGGCGAAGGAAUUUAUUUGUCGGUACCAUGGAAAUAUCAAAAUGAUACAAUCAAUUCUGAUGUUUGGUAUACUUCGUCGAAAGAUGGUAGAUAUGUGUACGCUUUCCUUCUUAUCUGGCCGAAGAAUACCACUGAAAUCAUAUUGGGUGCCCCGUUGACUUCAGCAAGCACAGUUGUAACAAUUCUUGGUUCAAAUGGUGAUUCUCUUCAAUGGAAAACAGCGAAUAGUGGUCGUGGUAUUGUAAUUGAUACGUCGAAUAUCAAACUUCAUUUACUCGAAAGUCAAUGGGUGUGGACAUUUCGAUUGACAAAUUUAUUAACUGACAAUACUACUUUGCCUACGAUUCAACAAACAACGUCGACUGUACAGUCAACUCCUCGAGGAAAUGCGAACAUCUCUUUUUCUUCUUCUUUCCUGUUGUUCGUGCUUCUUUGUGUUUACUUUAUGUAA
Messenger RNA from Adineta ricciae, 1518 nucleotides. Lineage: Eukaryota; Metazoa; Rotifera; Eurotatoria; Adinetida; Adinetidae. The record is from the annotation of a GenBank genome assembly.